Molecule: messenger RNA, 1207 nt
Organism: Pyrenophora tritici-repentis Pt-1C-BFP
Lineage: Eukaryota; Fungi; Ascomycota; Dothideomycetes; Pleosporales; Pleosporaceae
Product: AhpC, Peroxiredoxin
Biological process (GO): response to oxidative stress; cell redox homeostasis; hydrogen peroxide catabolic process
Cellular component (GO): cytosol
Molecular function (GO): thioredoxin peroxidase activity
Source: RefSeq, a predicted model, not a curated record
GACUUGAUACCUCUUUGCAUUUAUUCCUAGUCGCCUACCCGGCCUAUCGCUGUUCUUUCUUUCACGCUUUCAUCCUACUCUAAUCGCGACAUCUUGACCUACGUCAGACUCUACACAUAGUGCAAUCACUGCACGCCAUCACACCUUGACCCUGCAAGCCCGUUGCGCCAACUUUGCAGCCAGCGUUUUCCCAGUUAGCAUCUGUCGCAUCGCUCUUGUCGUACAAACCACCAAACGCGCCAAUGGCUUUUCCAGCUUAUCAGCCUAAAGCGCGGGUGCAGAAAGCCGCGCCUCACUUUUCUGGCACAGCAGUUGUUGAUGGCACCUUUGAAGAACUCAGCUUGACGACCUACACAUCCACUAAGCAAUGGCUUGUCCUCGGCUUCGUCCCCAUGGCCUGGACUUUUGUCUGCCCGACAGAAAUCAUCGCCUUCAGUGAACGCGCCUCCGACUUUGCCGCCCGCGGCGCCAGCGUCGUCUUCGCUAGCACAGAUAGCGAGUAUAGUCUACUCGCCUGGACGAACGCAAGCAAGAAGGAUGGCGGUCUAGGCAAAAUCAACAUACCGCUGUUGAGUGACAAGAACCACAGCGUGUCCAAGGAUUAUGGAGUGUUGAUUGAAGAGGAGGGUAUCGCUUUGCGAGGACUGUUCUUGAUCGACCCCCAUGGCAUUAUACGCCAGAUUACCAUCAAUGACUUGCCUGUUGGACGGUCGGUCGACGAGACACUCCGUCUGAUCGAUGCCUUCCAGUUCACCGAUAAGUACGGUGAGGUCUGCCCGGCCAACUGGAAUCCCGGUGAUGAGACCAUCAAGGCAACACCCGCAGGCAACAAGGAGUAUCUUGAGAAGGUCCAUGCCGAUACCAAGAUGUCUGAUAUUGCCACAAAAACAAACGGCAGAGCUUCUGGAGCGCACUGAAUGUACUCGUGUGGGAAUGUUGGUUCUUUUGCAAGCAGCAUGCUGAUUUUCUGUUUCGACGAGAGUUUUCAAUCGACAUCUUUUCUCGGCUUGCUUGCUCGCAUAACACCGUCGUCUUGUUGCUCGGAUAUUGGGUGGCAUUGGAUGGUGUUGUUUUGGCGCGUUUGCCAUAGAGUUGUAGCUGUUGAUUGUAGUCUUGCGCUUCUCUCAGACGUUCCUUUGUAUCAGUAGAUCCUGUAUGUAGUAGUGUACCUAGGUAUGAUUGGAACCAUGCAAGUUUGAAAUCCGGU